CGUCUGAAUAAUGCUAAAGUCCUCAUUAUUUCCUUCCCUUUGAAGGCCAUGUAAAAUUUACAUAGGCCCAGGGACAAUUCCAUUUCCAUUUUUCCUUCUCUGGACCACACGAAGUCACUCCUCGGCCAGAAAAAACGCCCCAUAAGUUCGCCGCCCACAUGUCGCCGGCGGCCGGGGUGAGCGUCCCCCUAUUGCCGGAAAGAAAGGGAGCUGCUAAACCAGCAUCGGUUACUGGUGCAGUGUUCAACGUUGCUACGACCAUAGUGGGCGCUGGAAUCAUGUCCAUUCCGGCGACAGUAAAGGUUGUGGGUGCGAUUCCGGCUUUCGUGAUGAUUUUGAUCAUCGCUAUGCUUGCCGAAGUAUCUGUGGAUUUUCUAUUGCGGUUUACACAUCCCGGCGAGACGACAUACUCCGGCGUGAUGAGGGAGGCAUUCGGGCCGGCGGGCGCAGUGGCCACGCAAAUUCUUGUCAUAAUUACCAACUAUGGAUGCUUAAUUAUGUACUUGAUUAUUAUUGGGGAUGUGCUCUCUGGAAAAGGUGAAGUGCACUUGGGCAUAUUGCAACAGUGGUUUGGAAUUCACUGGUGGAACUCUCGAGAAUUUGCUCUACUUGUCACGUUGGUUUGUGUCAUGCUUCCACUGGUCUUGUACAGACGAGUAGAGUCUUUAAAAUUCAGCUCCGCAAUAUCUACUGUUCUAGCGGUGGCAUUCGUUGGUAUAUGUUCUGGGAUGGCAAUAGCUGCUCUCUUCGCGGGCAAAACACAUAUCCCAAGGCUAAUUCCACAUUUGGACCAGCAGACUUCUUUCUUUGAUCUGUUUACUGCUGUUCCGGUCAUAGUCACAGCUUUUACAUUUCAUUUUAAUGUCCAUCCAAUUGCUUUUGAGCUUGCAAAGCCAUCUGAAAUGAUGACAGCAGUUCGAAUAGCAAUAGUGCUUUGCGCAGUCAUCUACUUCUCAAUAGGCCUAUUUGGCUACCUUUUAUUUGGGGAUUCAAUCAAGUCAGACAUUCUUAUCAAUUUUGAUCAGAAUGCCAAGUCUACCAUUGGUUCGGUGCUCAAUAGCUUGAUCCGGUUAAGCUAUGCAUUUCAUAUUAUGCUAGUGUUCCCUCUCCUGAACUUUUCUUUGAGAACCAACAUAGAUGAACUCCUCUUCCCCAAGAUGUCUCAGCUAGCUACCGACAGCAAGAGAUUUAUGGCCGUCACUCUGGUGCUGCUAAUCUCCAGCUAUCUUGCUGCUAUAUCAAUCCCAGAUAUUUGGUACUUCUUUCAGCUUUUGGGAUCAACAUCUGCGUUAAGCCUUGCCUUCAUCUUCCCCGCUGCUAUUGCCCUGAGGGAUGCUCAAGGUAUAUCGACCAGAGGGGACAAAAUCAUCGCACUGAUAAUGAUUAUCCUUGCUGUGGUGACUAGUGCGUUUGCCAUUUUCACCAACAUAUGCAAUUUUCUUCACAAGUCUUAAGUUGGAUUUUCUCAAGUGUUCUCUUUUCCUUCUUAAGUUUUAUAUGGGGCAAAGAAAUACUAGGACACUACAUUUAAGUUUUGAUUAGUGAAUGAUUUAGAGAAUGGGGAAAACCUUGUUCAGUAGUCGGGGUGGUUGUUUAGUUGUUUAGGUUUAUUGAAGAAUUGAAUGUACAUUGUGGAAUAAUUCAAAUAUUUUGAGUAUUACAAGCAUGUAAAGCAUCAAACAUCUCAUAUAGGUAGACGUUGAGCAUACUGUUUUAA
This is a messenger RNA of Prosopis cineraria, 1717 nucleotides long. RefSeq names its product amino acid transporter AVT6D-like. Lineage: Eukaryota; Viridiplantae; Streptophyta; Magnoliopsida; Fabales; Fabaceae. Gene Ontology annotation, molecular function: amino acid transmembrane transporter activity. Gene Ontology annotation, biological process: amino acid transmembrane transport. Bases 159 to 1454 code for a protein of 431 amino acids. The transcript has 5 exons. The record is from RefSeq and is a predicted model, not a curated record.